Molecule: messenger RNA, 312 nt
Organism: Rhizoctonia solani
Lineage: Eukaryota; Fungi; Basidiomycota; Agaricomycetes; Cantharellales; Ceratobasidiaceae
Product: import inner membrane translocase subunit TIM10
Exons: 4
Coding region: 1-312 (103 amino acids)
Source: RefSeq, a predicted model, not a curated record
AUGUCGGACUUUUUCAAGACUAAUCUCGGUGGAGGUCCCGCGCCAGACCAGGCUACAAGGAAACAGCAAAUUAUGGAUGGCUUGAGGAACGAGAUGGCACUGGCAAACGCCCAAGAACUUAUCAAUAAAAUCAACGAGAAAUGCUUUGCCAAAUGCGUCACCAAGCCAUCCACAUCGCUGGGUAGCUCCGAGGAGACUUGUCUAUCCCGCUGUAUGGACAGGUACAUGGAGGCCUUCAACGUGGUCUCCCAGUCCUAUGUUGCGAGACUUUCUCGUGAACGUUCGAGUGCGCCUGGACUGGAUCAAAUAUAA